Stegostoma tigrinum is the source of this 2897-nucleotide messenger RNA. RefSeq names its product ATP-binding cassette, sub-family B (MDR/TAP), member 8 (gene abcb8). NCBI's taxonomy places the organism in Eukaryota, Metazoa, Chordata, Chondrichthyes, Orectolobiformes, Stegostomatidae. The transcript is spliced from 16 exons. Gene Ontology annotation, biological process: transmembrane transport. Bases 108 to 2249 code for a protein of 713 amino acids. Gene Ontology annotation, cellular component: membrane. The record is from RefSeq and is a predicted model, not a curated record. Gene Ontology annotation, molecular function: ABC-type oligopeptide transporter activity; ATP hydrolysis activity; ATP binding.
AAGAUGGCGCUGCACGCGUUGCUGGGGAAACGGUGUUGAGGGAUUUUUCACUUUCUGUCUUUCGAUGAGGUUCGAUCGCGGUUCUUUUCUGUUCAUAAUCAUCUGCAAUGUUUCACCUGUGUCUGAGGAACGGCGUGAAGACUCAGAGGUUGUUCCCCAUCCGUUCCAUUAAUACACAUCCGAGAACGGGCGUCAGGACCGGCGUCAGCAGGAUCUGCCUGAGCUGGGAUCAGUCAUGUUGGAGAUACCCUCUAGCUACAAAGGUUUCAGAAUGUACUUCCAUCUUCCAGCUGUUGUACAAGUCAGGAAAAAGCAUCAGACAGUGUGUGUAUGGCUGGCUACGUGGCCCAGUGAGGAGUCGUCAUACCUUCCUGUUGGCAACCUCUCCUGGGCUAAUAACUCUAGGACUGCGAUUCCAUAACAAAAUCGCACAGAGUGAAGAAGAACAGAGGUGUAAAGGUCUUAAAUCCCAGCAACCUGUUCCUGAAUUUAACUGGAAGGAGUUUUGGAAGUUUCUUCGCCCUGAAUUUGCCACUCUGAUCUGGGCAAUACUUUUUGCCUUUGGUGCAGCUCUGCUUAAUACUCAGAUCCCACUGUUGCUGGGAGAGCUGAUGAAUGGCCUUGUCCAGUGCCUGCAGACAAACCCAGCCUGUUUCUUCAGGGCCAUGAAGGUGCCAGGUAUAAAAUUAAUGAUUACCUACACUCUGCAGGGAAUCCUGACUUGCUGUUACAUCACUCUCCUGUCCAGAAUUGGGGAGCGAGUUGCUGCCAGCUUGAGGAAGGAAUUGUUUUCAACUCUGCUCAGGCAGGACAUGGCAUUCUUUGACGCCACUCGAACAGGCCAGAUGGUGAGCCGCUUAACUAAUGACAUUCAGGAGUUUAAAUCCUCCUUCAAACUGGUGAUAUCUCAGGGUUUGAAAAGUCUUACUCAGACGAUUGGCUGCUUGGUUUCUCUCUACUUCGUGUCCCCAAGGCUAACAAGCCUGAUGUGUUUAGUGAUGCCACUCCUCGUUGGAACUGGAGCGUAUAUAGGCUCGUACCUUCGGAAAUUUUCCCAAAAGACACAAGAACAGAUUGCCAAGGCAACAUGUCUUGCAGAGGAGGCACUGGGAAAUGUACGGACAGUGAAGGCAUUUGCAAUGGAAGACCUGGAAAUUAAUUUUUUCUCUCGAGAGGUGGAUGAAGCCUGCAGCAUGAGUCAGAUCCUGGGGUUCGGAAUUGGUAUCUUCCAGGGAUUGUCCAACUUUUCAUUAAACUGUAUAGUUCUGGGUACCAUCUGUGUUAGUGGAAUGAUGCUGGCGAAGGAGCGGCUGCGGGCUGGAGAUUUGAUGUCCUUCCUCGUGGCCACACAGACUGUGCAGAGGUCUUUGGCAAAUAUCUCCAUCACAUUCGGACAGGUCAUUCGUGGGAUCAGCUCUGGAAGCCGUGUGUUUGAGUUCCUUAUAUUGCAAUCGAACAUCCUUGUUAAAGGGGGAUUCCAGAUUCCAUCACAUGCCCUGUUUGGACAGGUGCAAUUCGACAAUAUUGACUUCAGCUACCCCACCAGACCUGGUCACAGGGUGCUGCGCAACUUCAAUCUUACCCUGCCAGCCUCUAAAAUGGUGGCUAUUGUUGGACAAUCUGGGGCAGGCAAGUCGACAAUAGCAUCUCUGUUGGAGAGGUUCUAUGACCCAGACAAUGGGAUUAUCACCUUAGACGGAUAUGACAUCAGAACAUUGGAUCCACAAUGGCUGCGUAGUCACGUGAUUGGAUAUAUCAGCCAGGAACCUGUGCUUUUUGGCACCACCAUCAAGGAAAAUAUUCGAUUUGGAAAGCCAGAUGCCUCAGAUGAGGAGGUUUAUGAGGCAGCCCGGCAGGCAAAUGCAGAUGGCUUCAUCCAGAGCUUCCCAGAUGGAUACAUGACCGUAGUGGGUGAACGAGGAAUGUCUCUGUCAGGGGGCCAGAGACAGCGGAUUGCCAUUGCUCGUGCUCUGAUUAAAAAUCCCUCUAUCCUGGUACUGGAUGAGGCCACAAGUGCUCUGGAUGCAGAAUCUGAGAGAAUGGUACAGGAUGCACUGGAUCAUAUACAAAAAGGCCGUACCGUGCUGGUCAUUGCACAUAGGCUGAGUUCAAUCAAGGCAGCCGACAUCAUCUGUGUUCUUGCUAAUGGCCACAUGAAGGAGGUGGGGACACAUGCUGAGCUGUUAAAAAGAGGAGGACUGUAUGCAGAGCUAGUCCGCAGACAAACCAGUGAGGAGACCACCAUGUGAAGGAAAGGGAGUGACAGAGAAUGAGCCAAGUGGAUUGCAGGCAUUUUGCACCUUUGAACAACUUCACGUAAACCUACUGUAAUUCCUCCCCAUCCCAGUAAGAGCCAAGUAUUAGGCACUGAGAUUUCAUUACCUGUGGGCUGGGUGGGUGGAACAGGGAUUCCCUCACACUGUCGACUGGAACUGUGCAAGGCGUGCAAUUCUGGAUUCUGUAUCUGCUCAAUCAGGGCUCCUCCUGCAGAGAGCUUAGUGUACUGUAACACAUUGUGGUGCAUAGUGCUGAUGGGUUAGGUCUGUCUCUGUAAGACACUGGCAUACAGUACUAGUAGGGCCAGCUCUGUCACUGUGUAACACUGGGGUAUACAGUACUGGUGGGAACAGGAAUGUCACUGUACAACACUGGGUGUAUAGCAGUGAUGGAGACAGAUCUAUCUGUUUAUCAUACUGGAUUACAGGACUGGUGGGGACAUGUCUGUCUCUGUGACACUGCGAUACAGUUUUGGUGGGGACACUGUGUAUAACCCUCAGAUCAAGGGCCUGCGGGUCUGGUCAUAAUCUUCCACUGAUGAUUAUUUCUCUGCAUUCUGAAACUUAUGUGAGCCUGUUAUUUGGACAACUACUUUUGUAAAUUAUACCGUCAUCCAUUGA